Molecule: messenger RNA, 3371 nt
Organism: Salvia hispanica
Lineage: Eukaryota; Viridiplantae; Streptophyta; Magnoliopsida; Lamiales; Lamiaceae
Source: RefSeq, a predicted model, not a curated record
UAAUACUUCCAUGGAUUAAUAGUAUUUCAGUAUUUGUCCUGAUUAUUAUAGUUUUACAGUGACUGGGUAGUUUAGAAUCGAGUUCACGAGUACUAUAUACUAACGAGUUUUCGAUACUAUGGAAGAGGUUGCUGAUGAUUGGCUUCAUUCCAGAUUGUUGAUGUUCAGCAACAAUGUCUAUACAAAACAUUGAGAGCUGAUGUUUCCUUUCCUUUGCAAUGUUUUCCAUAGAGCAUUCAGUUUUAAUCCAUUCUUCUUUUCCUUCCAAGCAUUAAUUCACUUUUCUUUCAAGCUUUUCCUGUUGGCCUUAAUCAAGUCUACCAAGAUAUGCUGCAGUGUCCAGUUCCUUCCUUGGAGAUCUUGGGAAGGUAUUCUCAAUAAUAUAUCUAAUUCUAAAUGAGUAAAAAUAAAAUCUUAUCUAUCUGUGCCUUGUGCUUUGCUCUUUGAAUGUUCUACUUAUCUAUCUUUGUUUUUGCUGUCAUCACUGUUUUUUGAAAAUAAAAUUAUCAACUUUGGUAUCUGUAUCAUUACCUUGUGCUUUGGUCUGUGUUUUUAUUGGAUGCUCAUUUUCUCACAUAAUGCCAAUGACUUGUUCCAAGACAUUGACUUGCAACUCUUUGGCACCAUUUGUUACCCUUGUCAUUUCCUGGCACUUCACUGCAAUUUAAUAGCCAGAAAUUGGCUGCCGCAACAUGCUAAACAAGCUCAAUUCACUCUACAACCAUGAUAUCCCACCCUCUUUACUUCUUCUUCCUUAUCUCUAUACAUUCGACACUCAAAACCACCAGCACCUCCACCGUGGAAGCGUACACUGCCACGGAACUAAUCCUCCUUAGCUGCGGCGCAUCAGCAACCACAAACGACAUCAGCCUCCGGAGCUGGGACACUGAUCAAGGUUCGAAAUACACGCCAUCAAAUGCCCCCUCCAUAUCUUCAUCAUCCGAUGCUUCCACCAUGGAAUCUUCGGUUUUUCCAGUCCCUUACGGGACUGCUCGAGUUUUCCACUCCCCUUUCACAUACACUUUUCCCCUCACUGAAGGCCAGAAAUUCCUCCGCCUUUACUUCUAUCCCAACGUCUACUCGGACAUUGACACUCGUCUAUCUUUAUUCUCUGUCAAUGCAAAUGCCUUCACCCUGUUUACAAACUUCAGUGCUUUCCUUCAUUCUAAGAAUUUAACACGACCUUCUUUUAUGGUGGAAUUCGUUGUUAACAUCGGAGCAACCCAAAAACUCGAUCUAACCUUCACCCCCAAUCCAAACUCCUCUGCUUUUGUAAAUGGAAUCGAGAUUGUGUCGGUCCCAGAUAAACUCUACCUUUCGGAAGAAGGCGUGGAAAUUAGAUUUGUGGACAGGCUGUUUGAUCUCAACAGCGGCACGGCUUUGGAGAAUCUUUACCGGCUGAAUGUGGGUGGCGGCGCUGUAGACAUAGGAGAAGAUAGUGGCCCCACUCGUGGCAUGUUUCGAAGAUGGAGUCCUGAUGAUGACUACAUAUUCCACGGCGAUUAUGGGUUUACGCAGCAUGACGAGGGAGUUGUGAUCAACUACACCAACCGUACUCCUUCCUACACUGCUCCGCCUAAAGUAUACAAAUCUGCUAGAACUAUGACCAACAUCAGCAUAAGUUUAGAGUGGGGAUUUCCAGUUGAUUCUGGAUUCUACUAUCUGCUCCGUUUCCACUUUUGUGAUUUUCGGCACGUAAAGGCAAACGACGUGACGUUUACAGUAAACGUCAAUAAUCAGACGGCAGAUCCUGACGUUGAUGUCAUCUUCAUGGCCGGCGGCCCUGAUAUUCCCAUCUUCAAAGACUACAUAACAUGGGUUCCUGAUGUUGGAAAUCGUGGAAAGCAAGACCUGCGGCUAUCUUUGGUGCCUUGCCUUGUGCCAGGACCAAGAUAUAUUAGCGCUUGGCUGAAUGGCUUGGAAAUUUUCAAACUCAAUGAUUCGGCAGGAAGUUUUGCUGCAUCCAACCCUGAACUCGUUGUCGACUCACCACCGGUGUCGCUAGUGAGGAACCUACCGGCGGCAGCGAAGAAGAAGAAAAUUGGUGUUGUGGUGGGGAGUGUUAUCGGCGUAGUUGUGGCGGUUGCAGCCGUGGCUAUGUUGAUUAUGCGGCGGUGGAAAGUGAAGGACGCAGGCACGAGUGUCACCAACUCAUUGUGGUCGUUGGUGUCACUUUCGACGGAGUCAAGGUCCACUUCUGAUACAUGCAGGUAUUUGUCCAUCGACGAGAUCAAGGCCGCCACCAGCAACUUCGACGACAGCUUCGUCAUCGGCAGGGGAGGCUUCGGACGCGUCUACAAAGGCCUCAUCCGCAACGUGCCUGUCGCAAUCAAGAGGCUCAACUCCACCUCCAGGCAAGGCACUCGCGAGUUCCUCACCGAGAUCGACGUGCUCUUCAAGCUUGGCCACCUCCACCUAGUUUCCCUCGUCGGCUACUGCGGCGACGAUGGCGAGAUGAUCCUGGUGUACGACUAUAUGGCACACGGCAGCCUCCGCGACCACCUCUACAACUCCGAAAAGUCACCCUUGACGUGGAAGCAGCGCCUCCAGAUCUGCGUGGGCGCCGCCAAGGGGCUGGACUACCUCCACAGCAGUGGCACCAUCAUCCACCGCGACGUCAAGUCCAGUAACAUCCUUCUCGAUGAGAAUUGGGUGGCCAAGGUGUCGGACUUCGGCCUCUCCAAAAUGGCCAAGUCCACACACGUUAGCACGGUCGUCAAAGGCAGCUUGGGUUAUGUUGACCCAGAGUACUACCGCCGGAAACAGCUGACGUUGAAAUCCGAUGUGUACUCGUUCGGGGUGGUUUUGCUGGAAGUCUUAUGUGCAAGGCCGCCGAUAAUCGCAACAUUACCAAGAGAGCAAGUGAAUUUAGCAGAGUGGGCUGCAUUUUGCUAUGGGAAAGGGACAGUUGAUCAGAUUGUGGAUUCCAAUCUCAAGGGCCAGAUUGCAGCUGAAUGCUUGAGCAGUUUUACAGAAAUAGCCGUAGCAUGCCUCGUGGAGAAGGGGAUUGAUCGGCCAUCGAUGAACGACAUUGUUAGGAAAUUGGAGUUUGUAAUGCAGCUCCAAGUGAAUGGAGGUGCACAGCCGUUGAUUGGGAUUAGCGCGAGUAACGCGACGGACGAGGACACGUGUUCUAGAUCGAAGAGCAGCGAAUUCCAGCAGCAGUGAAAAACUCAACCUGUUAGGCUGCUGAAUAAUUUCUCUAAGAUGGAGUAUUUCAUUUUUAUUUUUACUAUAAUCAUAUUUUAGGGCAUGAGAUAAGGUAGUUAGCAUGUGGCCUGACCCUACAUAGAAGACAAUAUACUAUAGAUAUUUUUAAUUUGUAUUGUGGAAAAGAUUAUCAAUAUAAACGAACCACAUUAUUUUAAGAA